AUGACAGACAGGCGCAAGCGCGGUCGACCUAGGAUUGAUUCAAAAUUCGAUAACUGGUUCGGGGUAGAAGAUGCACGGGAACGAAAGCGGAUCCAGGACAGAUUGGCACAGCGAGCGAGACGCAGUCGAAUGGUCUCGAGGCAGGAUGGGAACAGCGUGACCAAGACUGAGACCGAAUGUACAGGCGAGACUCGUCUGCAGCAGCCGAUCCAACAUGACGCAGGGCUCUUGAAUGGCCUGGACACAUCACCGCCGACUCAGGACGAAGAGCACUCAAAUAACCAUGAAUCGCUUGCUCUCGUACCUGGCUCUGAAAAGAAGAACAUCCUAUCUGCGGUUACGUCUCCUCUGCUCAAUGACUCUCACCGAUGGCGUUGCUCCAUAGAUGUACUUAGCCGUGACCAUCAAUUGCUCUGUUGGCAAGCGUGGCCUAUUUACUGGGCGCUGGGUCGUCACGCCGAAAUGCAGGGCACGGGGUGUCCAGACGGUGGAAUCAAGGCAAGGUCACCUCCAGAAUACCUGGAGUUGCCGGAAUUCCUCAGGCCUACUCCAUUGCAAAUGGCCAUGCCUCAUGUUAGGUGGAUCGAUAGGUUUCCAUUUCCUCGUUUGCGAGACAACAUGAUCUUGCUCGACGGGCUUAUCGAUCUGGACGAGUUCGUUCGAGAUCUCUGGACAAUGGCGAACUUGGUUCUUCGCCCUCAGACCCAAAAAGCCACGUGGGACCCGGCGUGCUGGAUGAUGGGUCCUGAGUUUUCUUCCAAAUGGGGGUAUCUCUUCAUGUGA
Messenger RNA from Exophiala spinifera, 783 nucleotides. RefSeq lists its product as uncharacterized. NCBI's taxonomy places the organism in Eukaryota, Fungi, Ascomycota, Eurotiomycetes, Chaetothyriales, Herpotrichiellaceae. Bases 1 to 783 code for a protein of 260 amino acids. The record is from RefSeq and is a predicted model, not a curated record. The transcript has 3 exons.